Molecule: messenger RNA, 19923 nt
Organism: Porites evermanni
Lineage: Eukaryota; Metazoa; Cnidaria; Anthozoa; Scleractinia; Poritidae
Source: the annotation of a GenBank genome assembly
AUGACUAAAUAUGACAGCCAAGGAGUCCCAAUUUUGGGAUUUUAUAAUCCUGCGGGGACAAUUCUUUACCCCCACGGCCUUUACUCCUAUUCCAUGGGAAACACAAGAGCGAGAGAUAUCACAGAGCUGUUAGGAACUUCGAAGAAACAACAUUUAGACUUGCUGCUUUUAGCCUCGGGGGAUGUUAGAAACGUUUUAUAUACUGUGUCUGAAAUUUCGCUAAGAAAAGCUAAGGAAUGUCCUAAAAGUUUAAGUUUUCACUUAAAUGACUAUGAUCCAUCGGUAGUCGCUCGAAAUGCGAUCUUGCUCGAGGUUGCCAGUUCGAUAAAUACUGAUGUCUCAGAUGACGUUGAUUUCUUGUGGAACACCUGGUACAACAUGACGCUUUCUGAAACACAUUUUGCCAGGCUACAACGGAUUCUUUCAGAACUGAUCGACAAAGGUUUUGAUAGCGACGAAUUGACUGUCUUAAAGUUUCAAGAUAGUGCUGUCCUUAAAGAGUGUCGUGAUAUUUGGAAGGACUGGGUGAAGCUUGACCUCAGCGUAAACAGUGUCAAAGAAGAAAGGAACAACUUUAUAGAGAAAGAUAGACAAAGAAUAGGCUCUACAAUGGAAAAUCAAUGCUUUGGAGUUGUAUCGAAAAUGGAAAUAGGAAUUACACACGAAGACGGAGACGAAGAUGCCGAAGAUGUCUCAUCGCCAGAAAGGACGUUUUCAAGCCAGUUUAAGCCAGAAAUAAAGCAUUGGUUCAUGGAGGGGUCCACGAGCGGUGAUUCGAAUAAAGUGAACCCAACCUUGAUUCGCCCAUUUGUUCACAAGUGGAAGCAGCACUAUGGAGCGUGUGCCUUUGAUGGUUACCUUCCAAUUGACAAGUGAGUACCGAAUUCUCGAUUUCUUCCGUUUUCUAGUGCUCGCCAUGGCGACGGCUACCAAAACGUCACUUAACAAGACGCUGUGGAGCGUACACUUCGGCGUCGUGGUUGUGGAACUGAUUAAUUGUAAAUGCGGAGGAAUAGUAAGAACUGAAAUAUAGUAAGAGUAAGGAGUUAAUUUGUGAAAUUAUGGGAUUUGUCAGGAUAUUCUGAAAAGAGUAACAUCCAAGAGGCCUACUUGCCAAAAACUAGCAUUUCGGGGCAAAUUGUCUCUGAGAUAUUUGCCCAGUUAUGCUCUGAUGACUCCAUACAAAUCGUUCUAAAUUUGACUUGGGUCUAAACGUUUAGACCUAAGUCAAAUAUGAGGUUACUGGCGGUGAAUACCAAGUCUAACAAAACAAAGCACGCGACUGACCGAACACAAACGAGCGACGAGGAAUGGUGACGUCAUUAAUCACAUUGCUGAACGCCAUUUACAGACGAAACAUCGAAUUGACUGGGACUUUGCGACAUGUAUAACGUAUUCUACAGACUACUAUCAACGUCUUACUUUAGAAAGCUGGUUUACUUAGAACAAACGCCACUGAAUCGUAGCCAACAGUUACCAGCGCCGUACAAACGACUUAUUGACGAGAUGAAGCAAAACUAACUACGAGAGAACGACUGGAGAACUGACAAUUUGACUAACAAUAGACGACUGUUUAACUGUGACAAUAGACGGAUCGAAACGCGCCAAUUACUGAUUACGAGUCUUCAUAGCCAAUAAUAUCACGGCUUGACUGACAGACGACCAAUAACAUCGCGACGUAAUUGACCAAUCAGAUCAAUAACCAGAGUAUGAUACCAUCAACUGACGUGAUACAACUCACUUUGACUCUGAAGAUGACUACCGCACUCCGUUCACCCGGACAAUGAAACUGAACCCUACUUUUGAUAUGACUCCUGGGUUCAAACCUUUCACAGUGAUAAAAGAAUUCUCUAUUUUUCUUAGUCAUAUCAGGCUUCAAAAACAGCAUAGCAGUCUCGUGUACUGAUUAAAGAUAUGUAAGGUAUGGGUAAGGAGUCAAUGAUGUUGAGCAUGGAAUUGGCUAAAACUCAAUGUUACGAGUUCGAAUGAUUUUAGUAUAAUUAUUCACUGACUAUCAGCACGCAGUGACGUCGGAUUAACACAAGGAAGUUUAAUACCAAAGGAACAUAGUCUUUAGAGAGCUUUAAAAUACAGCAUCCGCCAACACAAACUUGACUUGAACUUAAGUAAAACUAAACAGCCUCUGCCAAUAAUAACAAACUCUCACUUGAACUUCAGAUAUCUUGCGGCUUCUGCCAACUUGAAAAUCGACCUUCGUCACACUUGACUAAGCACAGCACUCCAGCUCGUGGGAAAAAACUUAGUUCGUCAAAAGAACUCGGUUGGAACUUGUAUACCUUUUUGACAUAAGGUUCUAGAAAAUACUAAACAGGCGAACAAUAGUAAGUUUUCGACAUAUUUUAUGAUUUCGGUAACUGAUGCAAAUCUGCUGACUCAUGCUGAAAUGUAAACAUGCCCUAAUUGAUUAUCCAAAAACGUAGAGAACGUUCGAGAAAGUCACGCGACGCAUGAAAGCAAUUUUACUACGUAACACUCAACAAAGACAAAACGUCUUUGUGCAGCAUUUUGUAACUUAAAGUUCAUUAUAAAACAGUUCGAAAGGAGCGCUCACUCGUGAAAUGUUUUCAACACUCGAAGAGAAAUUUCGUGUCUCUGCGCAGCCAUGUAAUAUCCUCUAUUUAUUCCUCGAGGAAAUUAAAGACUAAACUCGAAGUGAUCUGAAGAUAUCACGAAGUAGUCCGGUCUCAUUUCGUAAAAUAGCCGAAACAAGCCGAAAAGUAUGUCACGAACUUUCGCGCCCAAUCUUGUCCCGAAACUAGUGCAUAAAUUCAUAGCUAUACUACUUUUAUAGCGUGUGUCGCAGUAGCGCAAUCGGCUAAUUCCUCAACUUAGAGUGUCCUUUGAUCUGACGGGUCACACAGGUGAGUCGGUUAUAAACCCCGGGAAAGGCAAAAUAAUUCUUUCUUCCUCGAAUAAGUUAAAGAAUAAAUCAAAGAAAUCGAAGUGAUCUCGAGAUAUCUCGAACUAAUUCGGCUCUUACUUCGUCAAAUAGCCGAAUAAAACCGAAAACCUACAGACUUUGAAUGCCCAAUCUUGUCCCAAAAAUGUCAACUUUGAUACAUUUCUGAGCGUCGCGAAUCCUUUACUUCGCGCUCCGCUGAAGUAAAAAGCCGUGAAGUCGCGCUGCUCCAAACUUUAUCGCGCUUAUUCUAUCUCAUUCAAUUUGUCAAAUCUUGGCAACUUUUCCUGGAGUUGAAUUCUAAAAGACUGUAUCGAAGUUCAGAAAAAGAAGACGAAAGUCGUUGCCUUGUGUUCACGUCCUCCACAAAACGUGAAAUUAGACAUUUUCACGUCGUAAACGUGCAGCGACGGCAAAAAAAUGUACAAAAAAGCGUGAGGCAGGUGCAAAUAAAAGUAACGUGAGUCGCGUCACCUCUUUCCACCUCGUUCCUCUCGCUCUGGUAUCUCUACGCCCGUUUUCAAAGUUUGUAUUUAGGCCGGGAAAGAAACAGUGAGUAAACUACCACAAACCAUUUGUGCUAAUUGCAAAGCCUAGGAUGGUAACAAAGUUACCAAUCUAGUUUUCACAGGACGUUACUGAAAUAGCCUGUCAAAAAAGCCUUCUCUCUCACUCUUCGCAAAAUGUCCCUAGCGGCGAGGAGGGAGGGCUGUUUUCGCACGCUAUUGCUGGAAGGUUUCAGUUCGUAUUUGAGGUGUGAUUCUAGCAAAAACAAGAAAUCAAAAUUGUGUCUGCUUUUUCCUGAUCCACAAUACGUCUAACUGCUACUGUCUGAGAAUUUCUGUAAAUGAUAUCCGAAAACUUUUGAGUACCCUGAAAGGGGUAGUCGCCUGUACUUUAUCACUGAUCUGCAUCAGGAGUUGCUUGUUACGUUACUGAAUGAUGUAAAAUGCAGUAGAUGUUUUUUUACUUGCGUCUCUCGUUUAAAGCUGAUCCUUCUUUUGCAGAAAAGACCUGCUUCGAUGUAAAACGCUAACAGAUGCCUGUAAAGAGAGCUUAAAAUUUCUUGUAAAAUGCUACCAAAACUAUAAAAGGAGUCACGCAUUGAAGGUAAGAUUUGUCUAUCCGAGAUAUUGGGCAAUAAAAAACCACCACAAGUGAUUUAUUUAGCUGUCUGAUUAGCCAUGUAUAUACUAAUAGAAUCUUCAGGCUACCAUAACAAGAAAUUUCUUGCUAGAAAAUAUACAAACAUGUACCGUAUGUAAAAUUUUAAAACAAUUAGACCCCGUCGACACGUAUACGGAUAUUUUUGUAUCCGCAACUUUUUCUUUCCGGAUUCAAAAAUUUCCACGUUCACGCGUAUCCAUAUUCAAAUUGAAUUUGUCCGUCCACACGUACCCGACACAUAUCCGGAUUCACUCUACUACCCAGGAUUCCUCUGGAAAUAUUGGUAACAGAGCACGCGUCGUAAAGCGCGGCGAAAUUGGUAUCUUGCUCUGUCUUGAGAGAACCUGGGAACGAGGUUACCAUCUCGAAUACAGUAUUCACGGUAAAGAACUGGGCUCGAUCUUGUUACGUCAUCGGAUAAAAAUAUCCGGAUUAAGCGUCCACACGAUUCCGGAUUCACAGCGUAUUCAAAAAUUUCCACUCUGGAGAGCGGAUUCAAAAAGUUGCGGAUUCGUAUGCCGGAUUCACCGGAUACGUGCGGACGGAAGCCGUAUCCGGAAAGAAAAAGUUUCGGAUUCAAAAAUAUCCCGAUACGUGUGGACGGGGCCUUAGUUAAGUUUACUUGGUUGUAUCAGUAGCACUUCUGAGGAAGCCAUGAUCAGGCUUAAAGUUGUAUCGUGACUGUUUCUGAACUUAAACUUAAAUCUAUUAUAUUUUGGGGGUGCUAGCCGAGGAAUUGAUGUCAACACUGUAAUUAAAAUCUUGUUUAGUGUUCAUCAGACACUUAAACAUUCAAUUCACCACCUUUCCACCCAUCAGCGACCUAAGUUGUGGGGAGAAACUCUUUGGAGAAAUCCAAAUCAAUAUUCUUCAAUCCAAAAACACUCAUUUGUUUUGGGUCUCAUUUGGGAUCCAAAAUUAAUAAAAAUCUAAGAAUUAAUUCAUCAGAACAAACUGACUUCUCGUUGCCAUCGCCUUCUUCGUUGGUAAAACUCUGAAAAAGAUUUUGUCAGAUUUGUUUCGUUUUUUUUUUUGGUUCUGUUCCGUCUUUGUUUAAAGGUAACCUUGUGGACUGGCGAUGGCCUUUCUCUGUGUGCAAAUGGUUUCCUUCCAGACCUUGCAUUUGAUGUCAUUGACACCAGUAAUGUUAGUGACCAUAUUGGCCUGCUCAAUGUUCUCGUUUGUUGUGCACCAAGGCUGAAAGAGUAAGUUCAACGCUCCACUAGUAAACUAACUGUUGCCAAAUUCUGCUUGUUGGCCUGUACCAUUUAUUUCUCAUCGUCCCUUGAAUUUGUUUCGUUUGACAUUGAAAAUGAGAAUGGUGGGUCAACCUUGCCAUUCGAUGCUUCUGUAACAAGGUUUUGUCCAGGUAGGAGUGUUGACCCCAAGCAAACUUAUUUAAAUAGGCCAUUUGCACAAUGACAUCAUUUUACUAGUACAACCAGAAUCCUUCAGGGUUUUGCUUCUUGUACAAAUUGGGGCUGGGAUUACAAAAUUUAAAUAUGAAAGGAACUGAAACGAAAAGGAUUCUGGUUGUAGUAGUUAAACGAGGCCAUCGUGCAAAUGGCCUAUUCUGGAAAGGAGAAAAUCCAGAGUAGUUUGUACUCUACCCUUUGACCCGUCCAGCAUAGUUGAUUCUACGAGGAGCUAUAGUGCUCCUGCUGACAUAGCCCUCCAGGUUGCUGCAUGUGUGGCACGUAAACCACCACACAACGACAAGGAAUUGACAAUGCGGACCCUAACAUGUGGACCAUUGGGCUACGAAAAAUGGCGCGGACAAAUACAUCGUAAUCGGUUACUGUAUGAUCACACAACUGGUUUUAGUAGUGAGAGCUUUUUUGCUAUGUUCUAUUCGCAGACCAGCCACAUCACUUUUGUAUACCUCGAGCAUUUCAUGGAAAAAUAGCUGUCAAAGUAUUGAGGACUUUUACAACAGAUGUAUUGGUGUUCCAGUGCAACUUCUUCCAACUAUUCUUGGUUUGAAGCUGGCUGUUAAUCUAGAUCUUGGUAGCAGGUACUAAUGUCUUUUCGUAGAUCGUUGACUUGAGUAUGGUACAAUUUUGAUAAGUUUAUGUUCUCUUCCUCUUGCACCCCAGUGAACAUUAAAAGGUGGUUCCGUCAUUAAAAAAAGCGCAGUGAACUAUGACUACGAACUUUUUGUCAUAAACUUUUUCGGUUUUAACGCGAUGGCAACGAAAGUUUGAGAAGAACUUCAGCCAUCACCAGCUAUCACAUCAUCAGCCAUCAUGAAAGUCCUGCUGUUUUGUUUUUGAAGAUAAACUGAUAGACCUCUUCGUUUAUGCCAAAUACGUAGUUAUGUGUGGUUUCGUUCUUUUGGGAAAUCCUAGUUUUGGAAAUCAAGGCAUUUUUCUGCAGGCAAAUACAUAAAAAAUUAAAAUAAAUAAGUAGAAAAUGAUGAAUUUCUUUCAAAAACUAAGGUGAAAAAGGUCCAAGUACAGAUUUUAUUUGCAGAGGCUAUGAGCGAAGUUCCUAUAUAAGAAUCCAAAUCCAAACCCAAACAUCAAUUUCUCAAUGGACGGUACCCUUAAAUCUGAUUGGCUUUUGCUCUUUCUGUAGUAAACUGCCAGACACCAGAUCGUCCAACGAGGAGAUUCUCUUGUGGGUAAAAGCGGAGCCUAAGAGGACCUUGCUGGCAAUAGGUUAAGUUACAUCACCAAAGAGAAAUGCUAGUUGUUGGCCUAGUUUUUAAAUAAAUCCCUGGAUCAGGAAAACACUAAAGCGUACACUUCUAUUGCGACUGAGCUCAAGUUCUUUACAAGUUUUUUUUUCUUUUUUACGGGAUAGAAGGCUAUAAAAUGCCGGAUAACUAGUAAAGAUUGCAAAGCCUCCUGCCAUUUCUCUUAAGUAUCUUUUCCGACCAGCUUCAAUUUUGCAGUAGAACUUCAAAGAAAAAAUAAGAAAGUUAUCAGCUGUUCUUGCAACCAACUACUGGUCCCCUUUCCACCGAAUCAGUGACCAGUCGUCUUGACCAUCUCAUCGAUGUUAAGGAGGGUGUUCAAAGGAGAGCAGCGCUAGCAUUAACUCGAAAGGUAUCGUCGUUUUUAACUGUUGCAUUGAUGCAAAACUUUCCAGUUUAAAAGGGCUUUAAAAACGCUUUGCUUGGAACGCAAACUGAUUGCCUCUUAAAAACCAUUUUUUGCACGAAGUUUUACUGCAACAGUCACUUAAGAAUCGUGCUAUAUAUCGUGAAUAUGAAAUUGUUUACCAAGAGGGCUUACGAUGUCGAAAUUAAAUAGAAAUUACUCAGAAAUUUGUUUUUACGCUUACAAUUACAGAUGAAAAUGGUGAUGUUGCUCAGGCCUUGCUUCGCCUUGUUGAACGGUGCUUUAACUUAUUUAAUGAACCUGAUAGUAAAGAUGGAAUAACGUUGUCCUCCCCGCUGACUUUCCUCAGAAUUGUCCGUCAGAUACAACCUCUGGUCAGAGGCGGAGGUAAGGCAGACAGUGGUGUUGCGCUGGUCUAGCUUCCCAUGCAGACGUUCUCAAGGAAAGCGGGACAAAGCCCUAAGAACGUUAGCGUACGAGAACAGACGCCUUUCUCGGCUCUUGUUUCACCCGCCUAGAAAGUGAAAUCUCCCUUAAUCUUCCGCCAUGCAUUUUGUUUCCCGCGUAUAGCGAGAUCCUCACGCAAACCGCAUUCGUGUUAGCACCACAAAAAUAAGAGCCGAAUUAUGGUUGGUUGAAAAAUACUGACGUCGCGGAAAUCGUUUCCCAGCGCGGAAUCGCAGACGCUAUUUUCUUAAUUCUCAUUAUUGACCUUUUCUCAAAUUCUCCCCACUACGUCUACUUCUAGAAACGUAUGGGAAAAGAAAGGAGAAUUUGUAUUUUAAUCCUGGGACUGAAAAAUUUUAACAAGCAUGGUGCUGGAGAGGGAAGGGCAAGUAGAUGAUAAUAACGAGCACCGAGCGGUUUCGUAACUAAAACAUUUUAACAAGCGUGGUGCUGGAGACGAACAAGAAGGGCAGGUAGAUGAUAAUAACGAGCACACAGCGCUUUCUUAACUAAUCUCCCCAAAAUACCUUAUUACAUGAAUUUUUCGCGACACGUUAAUUUUGCGAAUUUCGUGAAAGUCGUUUUAUUUCAUUCAAAGACUUGUUAAAUAGCAUUGUCUGUGAAAUGUAAAUUAUUGUACUCAAAAUCGCGAAUUUAAACUGAUUCAAAAUAUAAAAUUUAAAAUCGCGAAAUAAACAUGUCGCGAAAAUUUUAUGUAAUAAGGUAAGGGAUCGCGAGUUACUAGGGACGUGGCAGAUUUGCCUCAAACAGUGUAUGUAGCCUGUGUACAGACCCCCCCUCCCCUCAGUAAAAAUCGGAGAAGGGACCCUUCUCCGAUUUUUACUGAGGGGAGGGGGGGUCGGUACACAGGCUACAAACAGUGUACUCUGGCACUAGCUACGUGGAGAUCACGUGAAAUCUAACAAUAAAACUUCCUUUCCGGCAAAACUUUGUCCGUGGAGGACCGACAACAGUACUGACAAUGCACUGUUACCCGUCAAUAUGUAUUGACUUUUAUCUCAUUUCAUGUUGGAAAUUUCAUAAAAUUAUUAUAUUUUUUGUUGUGCUCUCUUUCUCUGAUAUCAAAUCACAAAAUGGACGCCCAAUGAACAAAAAAUAAAUAGUAAUUUUUUUCUUUUGCAAACGUUGUGUGUAUUUGUUUCUUAGCCACAGCCCUCCUCAAUCUUCUUGAAAGUAAGCUACCUUCUGAUUUCAACAAAAAGUUUGGUCUCUCGUGGAAUUUGGUAAAAGCCUCAGUAGGAAGUGAACGAGGUAGGAGAAAAUUUCACAUUGUUUUCUCAAGCGAUACACCACCACCUUUCCUCUUUGAGUGACAUUACCAGUGAAAAUGCCAGACCGUAAUUUAUCGGUAUAUUCUCUUUUCCUUUCAGAGCCUAUUGUUGAAAUAAAAGUAUCGACCUUAAUAUCCGUCGUUCCUCGGUUUGAAGGAACGCUUAAUCUGAUGGCUUGCAUUGCUAACCACAAACCAUUUAAAGAGGGAGAGUUUCCUAAAAAUGCCUUGGUAAAUAUAUUUCUAUUUAUUUAACAAUAUACCCUCGUGUGGACUUUUUUUGAUCGGGAAGUCAUCACUUCCAGUUCCAGUGUAAUAAUUUCACGGUGAUUGUAGCAAAAAUUGAUGCUCCGAAUAGUCGGCGUAAGGAAGCUCUGUUAAAAUGGUAAGCGUCUAUCACCCUGCGCAUUGAAUUUCAUCAUUUAUUUUGCAUUGCGUUCUUUUGAAAUGCUUGCUAGAAUUCAUAACUACACUAGAAAAAUUCAUAAAAAAAGGUGACGGAUAUUUCAGAGAGGGCAUAAAAUAAUUGGUAUCUCUGGGUUUUUUUUGUACAGUAUUUUUCGCCAUCACCCGCAUAGUACUUUUGUACAAAAGUUUUGUGUUAACAAUUAAAUCUUCUCUUGUUAUCAUAGGAUUUUUUAUUUGGUCUACCUUUACCUUCGGAAGAUACCGACUAUUCAAUAAUUUACAACAGCGUACGAUAUGAUGACACCGCUCAAAUAGUGACGUUCCAUCUGCGAGAAAAGGACUGGAACGAACUCAAGUCGAAUUCCUGUAUGUGGAUUGCCUCUAAUGACCAUGUUCGGAUUCCAUUCAUAAAACAAAAGAAGGUUUUUCUCGGGAGUGAAAGUGUUAAGGCCGUUGAACAGGUUGAUCCUGAAGAGAAAUUCGGUUUGUUCGCUGUGCAGACGUUUGAGGUUGAAUCGUCCAGCGAUUGUGAAAUUCUAAAGGUACGUUUUGGCUAUCAGUACUGAUGUUAAAAUUGCUAUCUACUGCUAACUGCACUGUGUGAGCACUCAAGAAUUAAAUAUACACUCUAGUACAACUAAACAGAACCUGCCAGUAGUUAAAUGAAGCCCAAAAUAUGUCUAAUUACUUGGCCUAGGAGCGAAAACUGAUUCCAGUGAUUACAACUGAUUACAACUAGUUAAAAUUCUAUUAGGUUACUCAAUAUGGACCCAAAAAUCAGGCUAAGAAAAACAUAUAUCAGUGCUCUCAUUACAGUUUUUUGUAAAUAUGCAAUAUUUUGUCAAUAGACCAGCUUUUCACCAUUAUACAGUUCUAUUGUAGAACGUAUCACGUUGAAUUCUGAAGACGGAGUACCGAAAACUGACCAGAAUUAUAGCUGAGAAUGGUUGAAAGUUAGCGAGACUACCCAAGCUAUUCACAAACAUCUACCACUUGCCUUCGUAUUUGAAUUAAAAAAAAAGGAUUCCAAACAAAAGUAAUCUUUCUGUUCUAUAUAGGUUUUGAAGGUCCAGGAAAACACUUCUUCAUACAGCGUGGAGCUUGAAAUUUUGGAUGCGAUCAAAUGUAAAGGAAAGGAGAUGAAGACUAGAUUUCUUCCAGUCAUUUGUCCAAAUAAAGUUGCAAUAUACUUCCAAGGAGCUGAAAGGUGGGAUACCUACCUCCUUCCGAUUAUAGAAGGUUCUUGUGAGCGUGAAACUGGCGGCAUUGUUAUAUCCGGGGUGCUCAUUUUCUUGACUUGUUCCCAACCUUCUCGAGGCUUACGUUGCUAAAAAAGAACCUACAGCAUCUCGCUAGCUAGGCAAGCUAGCGUGAAAAGUGUUACAAAUUUCGAAAGUGUAGGUGCUAUGAAAAUUAGGUGCCAGUUAGAGCAGGUUACGAAGUAGAUCAUUCCGGUGGUCAGCGGAUGUUGUGUAUGGUGUCCCGUAGCCGGCACAGUGAAGGUUGCUAGGCUUGAUGCCACCACCUCUGAAUCAGGCAGUUAAUUUUUCGUUUAUUCCAGUCAAGGAUUGUUCUCGGGAAAAAUACCACUUGUUAGUAGUCAUCACGAGAAAGGGGUAAUUCAAAGUUCAUGCAGUUGAGCUGGAUGGUCUUAUCAUUGGGUUCAAUUAAUCUUGUGUACCUAAGUCGCCGGACCAGUUUGCCGUUGUGAAACUUGUAAAACAAGGAGAAGGGGUGCAUAGAUCUGCAUAAGCAUUCCUCUGUCCUGAGAGACUUCCAUCCGGGUUGUUUGAAGAAUAACUUAGGUGAAAUUCCUCUCAUUCUUGGAUGGAAUGUCUCCAAAAGACAAACCAUCGUGUUUCGGAUUUAACAUGUGUCAAGGUGUAAUUUCAAUGUCCCGUGUGUUCACAUGGAUGGCUUUGGAAAGUUUUGAUGAAUUUCCUAAAUUCUUGGUGUUUAAAGAAUGAAUUUUCGCCUAUAAAUAUAAGAAUGGGGACAGUUUCAUUCCGGCUCUUGGUCAAGGCUAGCGCUGUCUUCAGGUCUUGCUAUGUUCAUUUUUACUAGUAAUUAUACUUAUUGUUGUUAAAUGUUAAUGAAUUAAGUUUAGUUUUAAAGAUUUUCACAUUUUAAUGUAUUAUAGUUAUUAGUAAAAUUCAGCUAGUGGUUUAUUAUCAAUGCUGCGUUCUGAUUGGUUGAGCUUCUACUAGGCUUGGAUUUGGACUAGUUGGAUUUUACUACAACAAUUAUUCCUCUCGCCCUCAUGGGCUAUUGACUCAGAGCCCGUUCGGGCUCGAGGAAUAAUUGUUAAUUAGUUAAUAUUAUGUGCGAAACUAUUUUAUGAAAAUUCUUGGCUCAGAGUUGUAAUGGUCAAUAGCAAGACGUCAUAACUACUUAUGCUUGUGUAACCCUUAAGUUCCUUUACGUAGUUAUUUAAAAAGAUCUAGAAGGGUGAGAAAUUAUUUGAAAAUGUCAAACUAUGUUAAUGGGUCUUUCAUAGGGAAGAAUGCAUCAUCCACUUUUCUUGUGUUGUCGACGAGAAUUCUUCAAAGUUCCGAAUUUCGCGUAAGCAAGGAACAAUCCAAUGCCACAUUCCGAAGAGAGAGGACGGAACCGUGGGUGAACUGGUGAUAAAAUGUCCAGCGCCAAUUCCAUUUCACGUCAUGCCAUUAUGGGAUCUAAAACGGAAAGACUUACUUGCACAGUAAGUACAGCUGUUGCCUCACUUAAGUCUGCAUCCCACAGCAGAGCUUUAACCAUUUCCGUCGCAUUAUUUAUACAACAACUUUUCGUUUAAGGAACCUUUUUCAGCAACAGUGACGGGUGCCUGAAAAAUUGCAGUUUGAAUAACCUAAGCCGGUAAAAAAGACAUUAGAACUUUCUGCAGGAUGCCAAAAGUUUCAAUUGAUGUUUUAUACCGUUUCCACCAAAAUUCUGUCACUUAGACACAGCUUUAUUUACUUCAUUGCCGGUAAAAAAAACAAUUUCUGUGCUUAAAGGUUAGGCCAAGUCACUGGCAGUCAACAAUAUAAAAAUGUUAGUAGAGUGUCUACUUAUGAAAACUACUUAUUACAGGGUAUUUUGAGAACGCAGAAUUUUCCGUAAAUCCAAGAUGGCAGCCUAAGUUUAAGACCAUCGCCGCGGUACACCGGGGUUUAGAUUUGUUGAUUUUGUGUAACACGGGACACCCAUUUAUACUUCAAGUAAUUAUGUUUCGAUUAAUCUAUACGUCCUUAGUUUCCGACAAAAUGUUAUGUGAAUGUCAUCUCACCACAUCAAGUCAUCAGAUACUUUGUAUAAAAGAUACCUUCUAUUCUUCUCGUUUUCAUUUAUUUGACUUUCGAUCUUCAUUGUAGAUUAUGCGGUACAAUGUUUCGGACCAAGCAAGAUUGGGAACUGAAGUCUCGAAAAUCAAGUGGUCCGCCAUUUUUUGACCUGAGAGAGAGCAUUGCAAGUAUUCUAUAUGGGCACAUAACAGACCCAAAGGUUAGACAAGAAGAACUGUUGUUAUUUUUGUUGAAGUUAACUUUAUAAUUAUAAAUUACAUGGUUGGUUUAGUGAACGGAGGGCGGACGAAUCCUGUGUUUCUACUGGCUACGCGAGCGGCCACAAUUAGCCACCCAACAAAAGAAUUCUUAGCCAUUUCAGUAAGAAAACCUUUCUUGUUCGUCCAAGAUAGCUGGAUAUUGACCUCAUUUUUUUUCUUCACUAUCACUUAGUAUCCGAAAUCAAAUACUUUUUUACUUAAUAAACCCGAUAUCAAAGCAUUGAUGCUGUUGUUAUUCGCCACUACUUUUAAAACGCGUACUUUCUAUACACUUUUUCUGUGCACUUUCUUGACUUUAUAACACUCAGUUUUUUUGCACAUUUUUAGACACAAUUUAUUUACUUUCAGGUCAAGGAUGGUAUCUUUUGAAAUCUAGAGGAAACAGCUUAGCUUUAUCGUUCCUCACAUGAGAUUAAGCUUUGACUUUAAAAAGCGGGCACGUACCUUAAUAACCGAUCAAAGCGCAUCAAAUGUACUGCCUUUUAUACCAAAUAAUAGCGUUUUUUCUUUUUAUUAGCAUCCUACAAUAUAUUGUCUUGAUGAACGUGGGAUCAUUGAAGAGCCAUAUCAGACACCAAACGACUUUGCGAGGAAAAGAGGAUUUAUCAUCAAAGUACUGGAAUUGUACAAAUGGAAGAACGUGCCUGUUGCUAAAGUACUCUUCUAUGAUUGCGAAAAGUAUGCCUCUCAGAUUCUUGAUGAAAAGACAUUCCCGCGAGUAUGGCGCUUCUCGCCGCUACGCGUUCCACACAAGGUAGAACGCAUUGGUGCUUAUCGGCAGGUAGGUCGCGCGGUUGUAAUAUAUCAUUGAGGGCACAAUUGGGAAUAGGAUGGAUGAUACCCCUUAAGGUUCUUGGAAAUCAUCUCUCCUAAUACUGACAAUAAGUAAAUAGGGUUGGCAUAUAUGUGGUAGCGAGUGUGUGCUUUCGUGUUAAAUGGCGUUCCAGUGACGCAAGCCAUAGAAGACUUCAUGUAAGAAAAUUGUCAACCUCAUCACCAGGACUUUUCCCUCACACUUCUAACUGAAAAGCCGUGGGGACGAGGUUGGAAAAUACACUUGUUUGAGGGUCUAAAUGGGCUGGCGGCUUUUACGGUUAUCGGCUAAAAUUUUGGCUCUUUUACGGCUAUCGGUUAAUUUUUUUCAGUUACGGUUAACAAAAAAGUUAAAAAUUAAUUUCUUUUGUUUAAAAGAGUAAAAUAUUAACAAACCUCUAUUCUGGUAUCUUUAAAAGCAAAAUAAAGAUCUUAGAAUCAUCUCGGGAUAAAUUUAGAGAAAAUAGAAGGGCUUUCGUUCACCGGGGACAAAGCAAACUGUCCUUAACUUUUAACGAGCUGUCCGUAUUAAGUAUUAAGCCGGCGUCCGUACGGGCGGGGUUUCACUGCACUUUUAAGGUAUUUCACUUUUUAUACUACUACAUGAGAAAUUACUGCAAUUUGAUUGGCUUAGAGCAGUGGUAUUUCAGCUUAAUUUGAUAUACCUACAUGUGGAAAUUACAAACCUUUUGUGGGUAGUAGUAUAAACAAAUAAUAGCAUGGUUUGUACGUGAUAUUUGGCAUAAAUACCACUCGUGAUAUUUCAAAAUUGUCUCAAAUUUCACUCGCCUAACGGCUCGUGAAAUUACGUAUGACAAUUUUCGAAAUAUCACUCGUGGUAUUUAUACCAAGUAUCACUACAAAUCAUGCUAUUACCUAUACUAAUAUUAUUUUACGCAUAAAAAUGUCAACAAUUUUUUGUCCCUAGGCCUCAUUAUUCUGCGCGGCCAAUGCGUUUUCGGUCACGUGGUCCGAACUAGUUGUGUCUUGAAUACGCCAUCGAAAUGCGGUACUUACUGUUCACCUGGCAUUCACUGCUGCUGCAGCUGCUGCUGGGUCGAUAAAGAAUAAUUUUCUGUUUUGCAGCUGAUUUUGGCGAGGCUUAUAGUCUUAGACCGAACUUCCUGGCAAGCUCGUCAAGGCAGAGAAGGUCAAAAACGUUUUCCUUAAAUGUUAAAAGUGUCCGAAGCUCCUAGUUUCCUGCCUUGUAUCUUUCUAUUACCCUCUCUUUACCCGUUGGAAAAAUACUAACAACAGCUUUCAAUACUUACACCGAUUAACUCAUAUGCACACACUGGAUGGCGAAAUUGGAGAUCUAAAAACAAAGUGCUGUCAACUCGUCCUACAAAACGCAGGCCAAAUGAGGUCAAGCAAGACUCCCGGGGAUCCUGAAAAGGCACUUGGCCUAACGUGCACAAGGAGUCAAAGUAGCCGCGAAAUAACAAACGCAACCAGUCAUAAGUUUAGCACCUUCCUUAUUAAAAUUAAGAACUCUAGGGAACAAUUUCAUUUACGGUUAACUCUUUUUUACCCUAUUUACGGCUAACGGUUAAAAUUUUCCAAUUUUUACGGCUAUCGACUAAAUUAUGGCUGUUUUACGCCUAUCGGUUAACCUCAUUGAGACCCUCUUAUUUCCACCAAAUCGUGUCUAACGAGACAGGUGGAGCAAGCGUAACUGAAAAAGCUGAAAAAGGGCCCGGAAUUGCACGAUCCGGCGUAUGCCUAAACGUUUUUCCGUGUUGUGAACGCAAAGAGCCUUGGGAAGGGUUUCGUACUUUCAAAGGUGCCUUACGCCCUUCGAAAAUGUGUUCCCAAACUUGCUUCUCUCUCCACCUGAGUAAGAGGCAAAGACACAGGGUGACUGACUCCCACGCGUUUACCGCGCAUAUGUUCGCGUUAGGCUCUGAUUGGAUCCCAGCAUAUAAGCUCAGUCUGUUACUAUGGGCCAGAAUACUCUGCUCUUACGAAUGUCAGUUAAACACGGCUUUGAUACAUUUUGACAUUGCUUUAACAGGAGACGAGCUUGCUUCGUAAACUUCUGUACACGAAUGCUGCAAGAGUUACUCAAGAUAAUGAUUUUUAUGCGUGGAAGGAUUCAUUUCUUUGCCUUUUAUUUCCCAGAGAACGCUCCCAAUUGUCGGGUAAGUUGAGCAUGUUAAAUAGAAAUAUAAGCUAAUUGAGAGCACCACAAACAAUCAGUUCGUGUUACGAAUAGACCUUGUCACAGUCUUCGACGCCAUCUUGACGAGCAGGCAAACGCGUGAGAAAUUACAGUGUUUGUAUGACAAUCUAAUGUCUAAUAAUUUCCGCAGAACGGGUGUUCUGAAUUUUAAACUAAAGCUUCACUCCUAAGGAUUCUACUGAAAAAAAUUGAGGGUGUUACACGCGCUAGAAGACCUAGAACCACUUUUUUAAAUUUUCUGUACAUUUGUCUGCAAGAACGUCCCGGGAAAAAUUACAGACAAAUAUAUGGAAAAUCGAAAGCAAUCUUCUGGAGAAAUUGAAGCACAGGUACGCCCCCAAAAGUUUUUAGUACAAUCCUUUGCUUUGUAGCUUUAGUUUACAACUUGAUUCAUAUUUUUUUUCAGAACAGCGGUUUUAAGGAAAUUAUUGGACAUUAGAUUCUCAUACAAACACUGUAAUUUCCCACAUGUUUGCCUACUCGUCAAGAUGGCGUCGAAAACAGUGACAAGGUCUAUUAGACACAAGAGUCUUAGCCCGGUGCGUUUGGGAGCUUGAAGUUCCUGGUAAAGUGCUAGUUCAUUGCUGGAAGGAGGUUGGUGGGUCGUGUGGGAAGAGUAUGAAACACUGAACAAUCUGAGCGCUUUUUGUUGUUCUAUUCACUAUCACUACCAGUCUCGUUCCCAGGGUUCUCUCUCUUGCUUAAGAGAGAGAACCUUGGGAACGAGGUCAUUUUCCAUUGUUCCUGUGAGGUGAUCGACAUUUUCUAAUGUCUUUCACACAGUGCGAUUUCACCUCCAUAAAACGGAAUAAACCAAACGCUUUUAACUUAGUGUGUUUAAGAGAUCUUACUACUAUUAUAAGAGGCAAUUUUUUUAUUAUUAGGGACAAGUUUUUGUUUAUCUUGUAAGAUUAAAAAUUGGUAUUCAAAGAAACAAUAAUCAGUAUCUGUCACGGCGUAGUAUGUGCCAUCUUAAAUCUGUAAAGUAAAAAUUAUUUUCCCCUAAUGAGAAGUGAUAAAACUGACACCAAAAGCAUGUUAACCUCUGUAAAUUGACCUACAAAAUAUUUGUGACCCAAUGUACCUCAUUCCUAUGCAAAAGUCGGGAAAAAUGGCUUGCAGACUGCAUUUCUUGUGGUUUUGACACGACAGACUGGGGUAAGUUGUACAUUGUAAGUUGUACGGAUUUGAGACCUAGUAAAAGACACGCAAUGCAAAUUUACCUCUAAAAUGUUGACGUACCACGCCUCCUUGACACCGUGGAGACCUGCGCGGAGAAAGUGUCACUAUUUGAAAAUAUCGUUAAGAUGGGUCUAGACUUUAUUACUCCCCUGCGAUCCAAAACUCUUCAUCGAAGCGAGCCUCCGUGGUUGAAUGACAAACUCAAGAACUUGAUCAAACGACGCUAAUGUGCCCUUGCAAAAGGAAAUAUGGAUACCUUUCGAAUGCUCAGAAAUUGCGUGAAUCGUGAGCGUAAGAUCUGCCGGGCAAAGUACUACGAAGCAAAGGUUAGCCAUUUGAGGGAGUGCAAGCCAUCCGUGUGGUGGAAAGAGGUGAAAAAGCUCAGCGGCAUGUCAUCUGCCUCAGAAACGCGGGACAACACCAGCAAAUUACUGCAACACCUAGGUUUUUCACCAGGUGCCCUGGCAAAUUACAUCAAUUCAGCGUUCCUGACCCCAAUGUAGAUUUUUGAGCCUCUUACCCACAAUCCUUUUGACCCACCACAAGCCAACAACGAAAGUCAUGCCGUAAGUAUGAUAUCGGAGUUUUCAACUUUUAUGACACUAUCUGCACUCAACCCCUCCAAAGCACACGGGCCAGACGGUAUCCCGGCAUGGUUAUUAAAAGAAAACGCUGAUCUCUUGGCGGGUCCAGUCUCUCCGAUCCUCAACUCCUCGUUCCACGAAUCCCGCCUUACGCCUUCUUGGAAAGAGGCUGACGUUGUCCCGGUCCCAAAACAAAGGCCUAUUAAUGAUAUUAACAAGCACCUAAGUCCGAUUUCCCUUACGCCUAUCCUGUCUAAACUCGCUGAAGAUCACAUUGUUGAAAAGUACGUUAAACCUGCUGUGUUACAAAGAAUCGACCCUCGACAAUUUGGAACUAUUCCCAAAUCGUCAACUACACAUGCUUUGGUCAAUAUGACGCAUAAUUGGCUUGUUAACACCGACGGAAAUGGUGCCACGGCAAGAGUAGUCCUACUUGAUUUCCGUAGGGCCUUUGACCUUAUCGAUCACAGUGUUCUUGUUCAAAAACUAACAACAUAUGAUAUUCCGAGUCAAGUCAAAGGUUGGAUUGUUGACUUCUUGAUGGACCGGAAACAAAGAGUUAAACUUGCUCAGGAUUGUCACUCUGAAUAGCGCUCUGUGCCUUCCGGUGUCCCCCAGGGAACAAAACUAGGCCCCUGGUUAUUUCUUGUCAUGAUUAAUGACUUGGACACACCAGUUGACAUGUGGAAAUACGUGGAUGAUACAUCUUGUUCCGAAAUAGUUACAAAGGGUAGUGAGAGCAAACUCCAAGAAGCUCUGGAUGACCUUUCGAGACAAGCGAGUCUCGAUGGGUUCCAACUGAAUGAGGCCAAGUGCAAAGAACUUCGAAUUGGAUUCUCCAACAGCAACCACGAUUUUGAACCCCUAGUCCUAAAUGGCAAACCCCUUGAAUUAGUCACCAGUGCCAAAUUGCUAGGCGUGACCAUUAGCCACGAUUUAAAGUGGAACAUGCACUCCUCUGAACUAAUUAGAAAAUGUUCCUCUCGUCUCUAUUUUUUACGUCAACUCAAGAGAUCCGGAGUGGCACCAAGUGAACUGGUGCAAUUCUAUGUGACAUGUAUUAGGCCCGUCCUGGAAUACGCAAGUCCUGUAUUCCAUCGUUCUCUACCAAACUACAUCAGUGAAGAUUUGGAACGGAUCCAAAGAAGGGCUUUCAGAAUCAUCUAUCCUGACCUGUCAUAUAGUGUAGCACUAGAAACAGUUGGCCUACCGAAACUUCAUGAGAGGAGAGAAAAGAUUUCAAUCGAUCUGUUUGACGAGAUCGUCUGUAACCCCACCCACAGUCUCCAUAGCCUCCUCCCCCAAAGGAAGAGUUGUAAAUAUGCUCUGAGACGCAAAAGUGAUUUCACUCUCCCCCUAUGUAAAACCGAGCGUUUGAAGAAAAGUUUUAUUUUUAGCCAUGUCUAUAAGAUGUGGAUAAUUUUUCUUAUUUUCUCUUUGUUAUCAUCAGUAUUUGUAAAUAUCCCGUAAUUCAGCCUACGGCUGCAAUGGUGUUUAUAAUAAAGUAUCUAUCUAGUAUCUAUCUAUACAUCGUGGCCUUCACUAUGCACCAAUGAACCUAAACUAUGAGCCUUUCAAUUGAAACUUCUGCCCAGAAAAUCAUCAACUGUUUCCUUUUCAAAACUGGAAUGAUUUCUAAUAGGCAACUCUUUACACCUCUUUCGGGAAUGUCCUUUCGAUAAAUCUGUUUGGAAUGUAAUUGGUAACUGGAUGAAAAAGAUCUCUUGGUUCCUUAACCAGGAUUUCUUAUUUCUCUCUUGCUCAGGCUCCCUAAAAGAUGCUACAAACCUGUUUUUUCAUCAUGUACUUUUAAUAAUGUUUCACAAUUACGGGGUUAUUUACUUUGUGGUGUUCAUCUUGUAAUAUUUAAACUUGUGUUAUUCGAAGAAAAAUAUUUUUGUGUUCUGUCAUAUCUAAUGAAAAUUUUUUUAAUGCUGAUUCUAUUUCUAAUGUCACAGAAAAGGAGGACAAGGAAAGGAACAAUUGUGUUUUGCCUCUAAGUGCAACAUCAACUACACCAGACUCUUUUCAAGAUAAUCGUUCUGAGCUCCCAACAAACUUGUUGCACAGUGGAAAAAUGGACCCCUGGUCUACUGAGCAUGAUCGUGUCUCCGAUUGUAAUCCUCCUCAGGGGACAGCUUCAGUCAAAGUGCCAAAAUGUGCCUUUUGUCAAAUACAUAAAAGCGAUUUAAAGAGAUGUUUGGGAUGUGAGAAAGUAUCGUAUUGCGGCAGGAUAUGUCAGAAACAGCACUGGAAAGUUCACAAGCCUGAAUGUCAACAAGCACGCAAUAAGAAUACCAGAUUCGACAAUCGCCCUUAA